This is a messenger RNA of Trichobilharzia szidati, 1752 nucleotides long. NCBI's taxonomy places the organism in Eukaryota, Metazoa, Platyhelminthes, Trematoda, Strigeidida, Schistosomatidae. The record is from the annotation of a GenBank genome assembly.
AUGAGUUACACCAGUGUACAGUUACCCUCAGUGGGGAUAGACAAUGCUUUCAACCACCUAAUGCCUAGUGAUUCUACACAGGAAAAUAUAAAAGCCAAUGACAAUGCAAGCGAAUCUGUCUUUAUCCAGUUGUCAGAUAGUGAUGGAAAUGAAGUUGGAACGCCUAUUUGGAUACCUUUGGAUGUCGAUGUUACCAAACUUUCUGAUCUUUUGAGUGAUCUUCUCCAAAGAACAGAUGUAAGUCCUCUGAUGUACGAUUUUUUCGUGGGUGAUGUACAAAUUUUGGAUGACUUGAAAGCAGCGUUAAUACAAGCACGUGCUAAAGGCACUGAUCCUUCUUUACCGAAUUUUGGAUCAACUGGUCUUGAAGGCGUAGUGAAAGUCACGUAUCAAGCUCAAGCCAUUUUUCAAGUCCGUCCAGUAACACGUUGUUCAAGCAGUCUACCUGGACAUAAAGGUGCUGUUCUAGUUGCACAGUUUUCACCAGAUGGAAGAAGUUUAGCAAGUGGCUCCGGUGAUCAAACAGUGCGUUUUUGGGAUCUCAACACUGAAUUGCCUUUGACUACAGGUUCAGAUGUACACAAAGCUCCUGUUUUAUGCUUAGCAUGGUCUCCUGAUGGUGUUCGACUAGCAUCUGGUUGUCAGGGUGGGGUGGUUUGUUUAUGGCGUCAGUCAGAUGCUAACAGUGAUUGGUGCUUAUGUUCAAGUCGUCCGUUAAUCAGACCUCAACUGGCAGCUACUCCAGCCUCUUCUAAAGGACGUUGGAUAAGAUCUGUUGUAUGGAGGCCAUUGCAUUUAGAUCCAGAAUGCAGACAACUUGCAGUUGCUUAUCAAGAUUGUUCCAUCGUUAUUUGGGAUACAUUUACAGGUCAACCGGUGCAUACAAUUACUGGUCAUGAUAAACCAGUUGUAUGCCUACGUUGGGGUGGUACAGAUUUGAUUUAUUCAGCUAGCCAAGAUCGAACGAUUCGUGUUUGGCGUUCCAAAGACGGUGUAUUAUGUCGUACAUUAAAUUUACACGGUCACUGGGUAAAUUGUUUAGCCUUGAGUACUGAUUAUGUAUUACGUACUGGUGCUUUUGAUCCUGCUUGUGCUCAAUUAGUGAAAAGUGUUCCUGUAUUUCCAAAGGAUCCAGAGACUGCACUGAAAACAGCUGAACUAGCGAAAUCCCUGUAUGAAAAAGUCAAGGGUUCUCAUCCUGAAAGACUAGUCGCAGGAUCUGAUGACAAUACACUGUCAUUAUGGCAACCAGAAGUUGAUAAAAAGCCUCUUGCUCCUCGUAUGACAGGUCAUCAAGGUGUAGUCAAUGAUGUGAAAUUUUCACCGGAUGGUCGUCUUCUCGCCAGUGCAAGUUUUGAUCAUUCUGUUAAAAUUUGGGAUGGUUUUACAGGACAAUUCCUGGCUACUAUGUUUGGACAUGUACAAGAUGUUUACUUAGUCUCAUGGUCAAGUGAUAGUCGGCUAGUUGUAUCAUGUUCUAAAGACUCGACUGUUAAAGUUUGGUCGAUUGCUGAAGUACGUCGUUGGAAUCAAGAAGCUGCCACCGUGUCAAAACAAGAGAAAAAGAAACAAUUGUUUGCUAGUGAUAUAGCCGGAAAAAAGAAAUCCACAUCAAUCCAUCAGCGUAAACGUCACUUGAUCCAUGAUUUGCCUGGACAUGCAGAUGCAGUGUAUGCAUUGGAUUGGAGUCCUGAUGGACAGUAUGUUGUCUCAGGUGGUAAGGAUAGAAUAUUAAAAAUAUGGCGCGCUUGA